Messenger RNA from Mesoplodon densirostris (Blainville's beaked whale), 826 nucleotides. RefSeq names its product dynactin subunit 3 (gene DCTN3). Bases 29 to 589 code for a protein of 186 amino acids. The transcript is spliced from 7 exons. Gene Ontology annotation, biological process: cytoskeleton-dependent cytokinesis. Gene Ontology annotation, cellular component: dynactin complex. The record is from RefSeq and is a predicted model, not a curated record. NCBI's taxonomy places the organism in Eukaryota, Metazoa, Chordata, Mammalia, Artiodactyla, Ziphiidae.
UUCUGGCAGAGGCGGGGCGGCGGGAGCUAUGGCGGCGGUGACAGAUUUGCAGCGGCUGCAGGCCCGUGUGGAGGAGCUGGAGCGCUGGGUGUACGGGCCGGGUGGGUCUCGCGGCUCGCGGAAGGUGGCCGAUGGCCUGGUCAAGGUGCAGGUGGCUUUGGGGAACAUCGCCAGCAAGAGGGAGAGGGUGAAGAUUCUGUACAAAAAGAUUGAAGACCUGAUCAAAUACCUGGAUCCUGAGUACAUUGACCGCAUUGCCAUACCUGAUGCCUCUAAGCUGCAGUUCAUCUUAGCAGAGGAGCAGUUUAUCCUCUCCCAGGUUGCGCUUCUGGAGCAGGUGGAGGCUUUGGUGCCCAUGCUGGACAGCAGUCAUAUCAAAGCCGUUCCUGAGCAUGCCGCCCGCCUGCAGCGCUUGGCCCAGAUCCACAUCCAGCAGCAGGACCAGUGUGUGGAGAUCACUGAGGAGUCCAAGGCUCUCCUGGAGGAAUACAACAAGACUACAGUGCUUCUCUCCAAGCAGUUCGUGCAGUGGGAUGAGCUACUUUGCCAGUUAGAGGCUGCCAAGCAAGUGAAGCCAGCAGAGGAGUGAUGGCUGCUUCCCAUCCUAGGGUGGGCCAGGGCAGCCAGGCUCCAGGCCCUGUGCCAACCUGCCCUUGUAACAGGACAGAGCAGAGGCAGCUCUGUAUUUAUUGGAUUCACAGCCUACCUGUCUGCACUCAGGUGGGGCUCUGGGGUCAGAGGUCUGGCUACUUGAGAUUUGCUAUUUGCACCCCCUCCCCUCAUCAGUGUCCUGUUCCAAAGACAAUAAACUGUACAGAUUACUGGA